AUGGACAGUACAGCCAAGGAAAAGCUACUUCUCCCUGACUCAGGCAAGGAGGAAGAGGAGGAGGAGUUAUGGAAAAGGUUGUGGGCAGAAUCAAAGAAGGUAUGGGUAGUAGCAAUACCUGCCUGCUUUACAAGAAUAUCAAUGUUUGGGGUGUUCAUCAUAUCUCAAGUGUUCAUGGGCCUCAUCGGAAACACUGAAUUGGCAGCACUCUCGGUGGUUUUUCAUCUACUCGCUCGUUUCUCCAUUGGAAUACUGAUGGGCAUGUCUAGUGGACUAGAGACUCUAUGUGGGCAAGCAUAUGGAGCAAAACAAUAUCAGAUGUUGGGUAUAUAUUUGCAGAGAUCAUGGGUGGUUGAAUCAGGGUUCUUCUUACUCCUUAUUCUCCCUGUUUUCAUCUUCAGUGCUCCCAUUCUCAAAUUACUUGGACAAACAGAAGAGAUAUCACAUAUGACAAACAUAAUUUCCCUAUGGUAUAUACCCAUAAUGAUCUCUUAUAUCUUCCUUUACACCCUUCAAAUGUAUCUUCAAGCACAGAGCAAGAACAUUCUCAUUACAUGGUUGUCAGCUAUCACGAUUAUCUUUCAUGGUUUCUGCACUUGGAUCCUCGUUCAAAAGACUAGGUUGGGUUUCGCCGGAGUUAUGAUCUCAAUAAAUAUCGCGAGUUGGAUACCGAUAGUCGGUCAGUUAAUCUUCGUUUUCUACGGCGGUUGUCCACAAACAUGGACUGGAUUCUCUAUGCAUGCACUUUCCGACUUAUGGCCGGUGUUCAAAUUAUCACUAUCAUCAGGUGUAAUGCUUUGCUUGGAGUUAUGGUACAGCUCAAUCUUGAUUCUGUUCACUGGGAACACUAAAAAUGCUGAGGUUACAAUUGACGCUCUCUCCAUUUGUCUUAAUAUCAAUGGUCUUGAGAUGAUGCUUUCGUUUGGUUUUCUAGCGGCUGCAAGGGACCAGAAGGGAACUAAACUUUUCCUUUAUGAAAAUAGUGUUAGGGUCUCCAACGAGCUUGGGAGAGGAAAUGCCAAAGCGGCAAAAUUUGCCGUCAAAGUGGUUCUAGUAACUUCCAUGCUAGUUGAGGUUGUGCUGUGGGCCUCAGUAUUGGUGUUCAGAAAUAAAGUUUCCUCUAUAUUUUCGAGUAGCAUGGAAUGUCUUCUAUAUGUAUUAUCAAAGGAAAACCGCACAAGCUAUUCAAAAUUCACCUUUUCAAACAUUUUUCAAAGCAUUAAAUAG
Molecule: messenger RNA, 1227 nt
Organism: Telopea speciosissima
Lineage: Eukaryota; Viridiplantae; Streptophyta; Magnoliopsida; Proteales; Proteaceae
Product: protein DETOXIFICATION 21-like
Exons: 6
Coding region: 1-1227 (408 amino acids)
Biological process (GO): xenobiotic detoxification by transmembrane export across the plasma membrane
Cellular component (GO): membrane
Molecular function (GO): antiporter activity; xenobiotic transmembrane transporter activity
Source: RefSeq, a predicted model, not a curated record